Molecule: messenger RNA, 1621 nt
Organism: Jaculus jaculus (lesser Egyptian jerboa)
Lineage: Eukaryota; Metazoa; Chordata; Mammalia; Rodentia; Dipodidae
Gene: Hemk2
Product: N-6 adenine-specific DNA methyltransferase 1
Exons: 6
Coding region: 2-661 (219 amino acids)
Biological process (GO): methylation
Cellular component (GO): eRF1 methyltransferase complex
Molecular function (GO): S-adenosylmethionine-dependent methyltransferase activity; nucleic acid binding; protein methyltransferase activity
Source: RefSeq, a predicted model, not a curated record
GAUGCUGGGGAAGAAGAUGGCGUUGCCGUGUUUCCCUACGCCUUUGUACGGGCACGUGGGUCGCGGCGCUUUUAGAGACGUGUAUGAGCCGGCGGAGGACACGUUCCUGCUGCUGGACGCUCUGGAGGCGGCGGCGGCCGAGCUGGCUGGAGUGGAAAUAUGCCUUGAAGUCGGGGCAGGAUCUGGUGUGGUAUCUGCAUUCCUAGCCUCUAUGAUAGGUCCUCAGGCUUUGUACAUGUGCACUGACAUCAACCCUAAGGCAGCAGCUUGUGCGCUGGAGACCGCAUGCUGUAACAGAGUUCACAUUCAGCCAGUAAUUACAGAUUUGGUCAAAGGCUUGCUACCAAGACUGAAGGGACAAGUUGAUCUUCUGGUGUUUAAUCCCCCUUAUGUAGUUACUCCACCUGAAGAGGUAGGAAGUCAUGGAAUAGAAGCAGCUUGGGCUGGUGGCAGGAACGGUCGAGAAGUCAUGGACAGAUUCUUCCCACUAGCUUUAGAUCUGCUUUCUCCAAGAGGAUUAUUCUAUUUAGUUACCAUAAAAGAAAACAAUCCAGAAGAAAUUUUGAAAACAUUGAAGACAAAAGGAUUGCAGGGGACCACUGCCCUCUCCAGGCAGGCAGGCCGAGAAGUCCUUUCAGUCCUCAAGUUCACCAAAUCCUAACAUCAGAGAGCUUCUGAAAGUAUGCAAGAGCUGCUGGGGGCUGAAUGUGUUCAGCAUUAUUUUGAAACUAAAGUCAUUCCAUGGCUAAGACAUUUUAUUAGAAGCUUUGUUAUAAGGAGGUGAAAAGAUGGGGCAUUUCCUUUUCAGGGAAUCAGACCUCAGGUAUAUUUGCAUAUGUGCAAGUAAAUAUGGACAUUAUAUUUAUAAUUUGCAUUUCAUACAUAAAGGCUAUAUUUAUAUAUGCAAGAAUGUGUGGUUUAACAUUAGUUAUAAUAUCAAAACAGUAGUAUCAUCAUAAAUGUCAAUCAGAAAGGAGAUUAGUUAACAUAAAUUUCAUUAUAUUCAUUUCAGUGAAGUUGUAGGAAUGAAAUGAGAUGAGGUCUAUCUAGCAGAAUCUGAGAAGCCCAGGACGUGCAAGUUACUAGUGAGUGAGAAGUUGCAGGAGAGAACUGGCUGAGAUAGUAUAUGUGUAUAAGGAUGUCAGAAGAAGAAUGGGAAUGAAGGAACUUUUGUGGUGGCACUUACUUUGACACAUUGAUAAUGUUGAAAAAUGACAGUGGAUUGUCAUAAACUGCAUAGUGAUAACUGACUACAGAUGACAUACCAGAUGUGGAUUCGUUGUAUGAACAAGUCAACUCAUCACUUGAUGUGCGCUAUGAGAGUGUGGAUCUGGCAAAUGCUGUUUUAUCCAUGAAAGCCCACCAGAGGCAGUUUGCAUUCACUGAGCAGCUGGAGUACAGAGGGCAGCCUUAGAUCAUAUUUUAUUUUAUUUAUUUAAUUUUUAUGAGAUCAUAUUUUAGUUUGAAGAUAUUUUUUUUCUUGUUUAUUCCUUUGCAAGCAUAAAUAGAGGAGAGAGCCAAAGAGAAUGGGCACACCACGGCCUCCAACCACUGCAAAUGAACUGCAAAUGCAUGAGCCACCUUGUGCAUCUGGCUUUAUGUGAGUAGUAGGGCACUGAAC